CCUCAUGUCAUACUCAAUGGAAUGGAUGUGUCAGUUGGUGGAAAUAUUCCAGAAGUGGACGAGAACCCACUUCUGCUUUCUGUGGUUGUUAAAUACGGCGGUGAGAGUGUCCUCCACUUCACAUUCUCCUUCGUCAGGCCACAGAGCAAUAACAAUGCAGUCUCCAAGGACUUUCAUCAGCAGCCUGGCCAUCCUGGCUAUCAUUGCUUCAGUUGUCUGGCAAAGAGCAGAUGCGCAACCAGAAAAUGUUGUGUCCUGCUGCACGAGAGUGUCUAAUGAAGAGGUGAUGGACCCAAUCAUUGGAUUCAAAGCACAGAGGCCAGACAAAUCAUGUGUCGCUGCAGUGAUUGUUAAGACGGACAAAAAUGAACAGUUUUGCUGCUCUCCUCACGCUAAAUGGUUGAAACCCAAGAUUAUGGAGUUCUUGAGGAAGUUGGACCGCGAGACACAGACUUAGCCCUCACUACUGUCUCGUAUCACAACGUCCAGUCAAAGGGCUUAAAGAACCAAGAUGCAACUCACAAAAAGAUCUGGUUUACGAUCUUUUUAAAAUGUUUUUUUUUUUAUG
Molecule: messenger RNA, 568 nt
Organism: Alosa alosa (allis shad)
Lineage: Eukaryota; Metazoa; Chordata; Actinopteri; Clupeiformes; Clupeidae
Product: C-C motif chemokine 2-like
Exons: 4
Coding region: 5-457 (150 amino acids)
Biological process (GO): immune response
Cellular component (GO): extracellular region
Molecular function (GO): chemokine activity
Source: RefSeq, a predicted model, not a curated record